AUGGAAGGUCUUCCUGACCUUCGAGUGCUCGUCUUGAAGUCUAACAUGUUUGAUGGUAACAUGUCGUUGGCUUCACGAAGCAACCUUCCAUUUCCGAAGUUGCAAGUUUUAGAUAUAUCAGAGAACGAAUUUGUGGGGUCUUUACCUCAAAAAUAUCUCAAGAAUUUCAGAGCAAUGAUGGAUGCGAAGGAAAAUCAAACAAAUAUUCUAACACCAAGUGAUGUUGAUGAUCGCAUCUUUCAAGGUUUUUUGGAGAUGAGAAUCACCUUGAAAGGUCUGGAUCAGUUAUUGAAGAGAUUGUUGAAAACCUUUGCAACCAUUGACUUAUCCUCCAAUAAAUUCUCUGGGACUAUUCCACAUUCCAUAGAGAUUGGCUUUCCUCCAAGAAGGGGAAGUCGGCUCUUCUGUGACAAUAAAGCUGCGAUUAGUAUAUCUGAAAAUCCCGUACAACACGACAGGACCAAACACGUGGAGAUCGAUUGGCAUUUCAUCAAAGAAAAGCUCGAUAGUGGGAUCAUUGAACUUCCUUUCAUACGAUCGGAUGAACAGUUGGCUGACAUAUUGACUAAGGCUGUAAACACAAAAGUCUUCAGAGAAGUUCUGGACAAGUUAAGUAUCGGAAAUGCCAUUACUCAACUUGCGGGGGAGUGUUGA
This is a messenger RNA of Salvia miltiorrhiza (redroot sage), 654 nucleotides long. Its product is annotated as receptor like protein 27-like. NCBI's taxonomy places the organism in Eukaryota, Viridiplantae, Streptophyta, Magnoliopsida, Lamiales, Lamiaceae. The coding region runs from base 1 to 654 and encodes 217 amino acids. The record is from RefSeq and is a predicted model, not a curated record. The transcript has 2 exons. Gene Ontology annotation, molecular function: protein binding.